Molecule: messenger RNA, 612 nt
Organism: Mya arenaria
Lineage: Eukaryota; Metazoa; Mollusca; Bivalvia; Myida; Myidae
Product: mucin-5AC-like
Exons: 3
Coding region: 1-612 (203 amino acids)
Source: RefSeq, a predicted model, not a curated record
AUGUUAUUGAUCAUAGCGCCAACAACUACAAAUGCACCUAUUACUACUGACACAGCUACUUCGGCUGGACCUGGUUCUACAGCAACAACAUCUGCAACAGGUGCACCCACUUCUUCCUUGCCCUCACCCUCGUCUGGUACUGACUCUGCUGCUUCGACCGUAGCUUCAACAGCGGUCUCAUCUGUCACUGGCGGUUUGAAUGAUACGACAAUAGUGGCAGCGACAACAAAGACAUCUACGACAACCGUAGCAACAACAACAACGCCUGCAGGUAUCAGUUGUACCGUGUGCAACAACGUUCCCCCACUGUGUUUCCAACUGCAUCACGUCGCUUCGUGCCCGGAACCAUACUGUAUUAACGAGGUAACCAAUACCGCUGACGGCUCCAAGACCAUCAGUCGAAGAUGCGGAACGCUACGUGAAUGUAACUCCGACUGGUGGCACACAACAAGCGACGACCCUGACUGCCAGACGUACAAUCCUAACGGCAACGUAAACAAAUACAUUCACUGUACGUUCUGUUGCACGACGGAGAACUGCAACGCUGACGUUGUACCCAAACCUGGGACGCUCUAUACGCCGCCCGAUGAUGAGGUCGUUGACGUGAAAUAA